Molecule: messenger RNA, 1083 nt
Organism: Adineta steineri
Lineage: Eukaryota; Metazoa; Rotifera; Eurotatoria; Adinetida; Adinetidae
Source: the annotation of a GenBank genome assembly
AUGAAACAAGAAAUUAGUGUUGCACUUGAAUUACUUUCAUCUUAUGUUGAAAGAUUUGGUUCUAUUAAACAAGAAAGUAUCGAACAAUUUCGUACACAACUUGAAAAAGUUUUACUCGAACGUUAUCAAGGACAUUGGUAUCCUGAUAAACCGAUCAAAGGACAAGCAUAUCGUUCACUUGAAUUCAAUGAUGAAAAUGAUUUUUGUGAUGUUAUUGUCGCUCAAGUAUGCCGUAAAUUAGGUUUCACACCAAGUUUACUUGGUAUUCGACAUCAAUUAACAUUAUGGAUUGAUCCAUGUGAAGUAUCAGUUAGAUUGGGAAAUCAUGUUCACCCAAAAGAUAAUCAACAAUUAAUUGUUGCUCGAUUUGAUAAAGAAGGAAAUGAAUUGAUACAUAAUGAUCUCGAUACAUUAUUUUCUGACUGUCGUGUACCUAUGGUUAAUACAUCACGUGUAUCACCAGUUAAUUCAUCACCAUGUGAUUCAGCUAGUUGUUCAGGUGCAUCAACACCACAACGUACAUCAUCUCCUUUUCCCGUAAUGCAACCAUCUAUGUAUUACAAUGCACCAUUAUUUACACCACCAAGAGCAUUAUCACCACAAGCUCCAAUUUUUCAAAUGUCCUCAUCAUCUCCAAUAAAUGUUCCAUUAAAACCACAUCCAUUAGAAACAAGUAUUAAUAAUUUGGAUGAAAAUUCACCAAUCGAAGGAAAUAAUAGUCAACCUGAUCGUUCGGAUACACCACAUUCAAUGCUUAGUACAACAUCAAAUGAAUCAUCCGACAGUGGUUAUUGUGGUUAUGUUGAAAGUUAUCCAUAUUAUUAUAAACUUAAUCGUUUAUAUAAAGCAUUAGCAUUACAAAAACAUUCCUCAAGUCCAAAUCCAACCGGUAAAAAUUCACAUCAUCGUCGUAUGCCAAAUCAAAUGUAUCAACAACGACAAAAUUACAUUCCAUCAUUUGCUCCUAGUUCACCACCAACACCAACACCAAUGAAUAUUGAUCGUGUAGCUCCUUAUUUUACCCAACAAACAUUCCUUCAAAUACCAACGACUGCUACUGGUAGUCGAAAAUCUAAGUAUUAA